UUCCUUCAAUUGCCUUGGUUACCCCGGACCCGAACAGUAGACUUGCGUUGUAAAGGGUCUUCGCGCCGAAUUGAAGCGAAUUAAAUAACUUCACUUAAUUUCUUGGGACAGAUUAGGGUUAAUUUCCAGACGCGAUGAAGAUAGAGGAGGUCAAAAGUACUACGAAAACACAGCGCAUCGCCUCGCACAGCCAUGUGAAAGGCCUUGGACUAGAUGAAGCCGGUAAUGCUAAGCAGACUGCGUCAGGCCUGGUGGGACAGGAGGCGGCAAGAGAGGCAUGUGGCAUCAUAGUGGAACUGAUUCGUGCCAAGAAAAUGGCUGGGAGGGCAGUACUGUUCGCAGGACCCCCAGGAACUGGAAAGACGGCCCUGGCAUUGGCCAUGGCCCAAGAGCUGGGCAACAAGGUUCCCUUCUGUCCCAUGGUUGGCAGUGAGGUGUACUCCUCUGAAAUCAAGAAGACCGAAGUGCUCAUGGAAAACUUCAGAAGGGCCAUUGGGCUGCGCAUAAAAGAGACGAAGGAGGUGUACGAGGGGGAGGUGACGGAGUUGACGCCGUGUGAGACGGAGAACCCCAUGGGGGGCUACGGGAAGACCAUCAGCCAUGUCAUCAUCGGCCUGAAGACGGCCAAAGGCACAAAGCAGCUCAAGCUGGAUCCCAGCAUCUAUGAGAGCCUACAGAAAGAGAGAGUGGAAACUGGAGAUGUUAUUUACAUCGAAGCCAACAGCGGAGCAGUCAAGAGGCAGGGGCGGUGUGAUACGUUCGCCACAGAGUUUGAUCUGGAGGCGGAAGAGUACGUGCCUCUGCCCAAAGGAGACGUGCACAAAAAGAAGGAGAUCAUCCAGGACGUCACCCUCCAUGACCUCGACGUAGCCAACGCCAGACCACAGGGAGGACAGGACAUCAUGUCAAUGAUGGGACAACUGAUGAAGCCCAAGAAGACAGAAAUCACAGACAAGUUGCGAGCGGAGAUCAACAAGGUGGUGAACAGGUACAUUGACCAGGGUGUGGCUGAGCUGGUGCCCGGCGUGCUGUUUGUGGAUGAGGUUCACAUGCUGGACAUUGAGUGCUUCACUUACCUGCACCGCGCUCUCGAGAGCUCCAUAUCGCCCAUCGUCGUGUUCGCCUCCAACCGAGGAAACUGCCUCAUCAGGGGUACGGAGGACAUCACGUCUCCGCACGGCAUCCCCCUGGACCUGCUGGACAGAGUCAUGAUCAUCAGGACCAUGCUCUACACACCACAGGAGAUGAAGCAGAUCAUCAAGAUCCGUGCCCAGACUGAAGGCCUCACCAUAAGUGAAGAAGCGCUUAGCCACCUGGGAGAGAUUGGCACCAAGACCACACUGAGGUAUGCGGUGCAGCUGUUGACGCCGGCGAGCCUGCUGGCCCGUGUGCAGGGGAAGGAGAACGUGGAGCGGGAGCAGGUGGAGGAGAUCAAUGAGCUCUUCUACGACGCCAAGUCCUCCGCUAAGAUCCUACAGGACCAGCACACCAAGUUCAUGAAAUAAUAACUCUCAUUCCUCAGGUGUGUGUGUGUGUGUGUGCGCGUGUGUGUGUGCGCGCGCGCGUGUGUGUGUGUGUGUGUGUGUGUGUGUGUGUGUGUGUGUGUGUGUGUGUGUGUGUGUGUGUGUGUGUGUGUGUGUGUGUGUGUGUGUGUGUUACGGUCAUUACACUCAUUCUCUUGUAAGCCCUGUUGCAGGAUUUCUUUUUUGUUUGUUGUUGAUUUUUAAGUGUUGUUGGAAUGUGAGUAUCGCUUUGAUAAUAAAAGAAAGACUUAAAGUUG
Engraulis encrasicolus (European anchovy) is the source of this 1780-nucleotide messenger RNA. It is a transcript of the gene ruvbl1, whose product is annotated as RuvB-like AAA ATPase 1. The record is from RefSeq and is a predicted model, not a curated record. The transcript is spliced from 11 exons. Gene Ontology annotation, molecular function: ATP binding; ATP hydrolysis activity; DNA helicase activity. Bases 135 to 1505 code for a protein of 456 amino acids. NCBI's taxonomy places the organism in Eukaryota, Metazoa, Chordata, Actinopteri, Clupeiformes, Engraulidae. Gene Ontology annotation, cellular component: NuA4 histone acetyltransferase complex; Swr1 complex; R2TP complex. Gene Ontology annotation, biological process: chromatin remodeling; box C/D snoRNP assembly; regulation of transcription by RNA polymerase II.